CUAUUUCUCCAUUUUUGUUUCUGGGUUUUAAUGGAGCAUUUUACAGAAGAAGAUGUGUAUCAAACUGUCAGUUAAUUGUGACAGAUGCAGGAGGAAAGCAAUGGAAGUAGCCGUCAAUGCAAAGGGUGUAAUCUCUGUGGCUAUAGAAGGGGAACUCGAGGACGAGCUUGUAGUGGUUGGUGAUGGAAUUGAUGCAGCUUGUUUGGUUGACACCUUGAGGAAGAAAGCUUGCUAUGCCAUGUUAGAGACUCUUGAAGAAGUUAGCCCAGAUAUUCUCCCUCCUGACGAUGAUCAGGUAGAGAAUCCACAAGAAGAGGAUGAUACCGAAGAUUCCAAGAACAUCGAGACAGCUGAUGAUGAUAACAACGGUACAGAUCAAAAUGUUCCACCUCAUGUCUGCUUAGCUGAAUGCCCCACCAUUUGCUAUGAGCAGCCACAACAUGAGAUGUAUGAAGUAGUAGUCUAUGAUUCUUAUGGUCCAACCACUGGAUGCACAAUCAUGUAA
Messenger RNA from Brassica napus (rape), 505 nucleotides. Its product is annotated as heavy metal-associated isoprenylated plant protein 47. Gene Ontology annotation, molecular function: metal ion binding. The record is from RefSeq and is a predicted model, not a curated record. The transcript has 2 exons. Lineage: Eukaryota; Viridiplantae; Streptophyta; Magnoliopsida; Brassicales; Brassicaceae. The coding region runs from base 53 to 505 and encodes 150 amino acids.